AAAAAAAAUAAAAAAAAAGGAGAUGCAAUGACCUGGAAUGGUGAAAAACAAGAUUAAGACGAACAUCCCAAGGUCAAUCAAGCAUAUCGCAUAAGAUCAAUCGCAAUUACACCUCGUUAACUGCAUAGACAAGCAGGAUGGUGUUACCAAGAUCAUACACCUCCGGCUGCAUAUAGCAAAUAUGUAAAAUAGAAACGAAUUGACACGUCCAUCAUCCUAUAUGCCGGCCAUCGUUCAUUUCCAUAUGCAAACUCUCUCCCCUACGCUACAUAAAUGUGUGUUUAGGUUUGUCCAUUGAUUCACAAUUUCAAUCAUUUUCUAGCUCUUUCACUAGAAUGGAGAACAAUAGGUCUGAACUGUUGCCAACUAUGGUGAUUGUCUUUCUUGUUGGCUUCAUCUCCAUGUUUAGCUCUCAAGCAUACACUGAUGAAGGGAAACCACUAAGAACUUCGGAGACUAGUCAAAAAGGCAAAUUUGAAACUUACAUUGUCUUUGUACAGAAGCCAGAGGAGGGAGUUUCUGCUGAUGACCUGGACAGCUGGUACAAGUCAUUUUUACCAGUUACAAUUCCAAGUUCAAACCACCAGGAACGCAUGGUGUAUUCUUACAGACAUGUCGCCACUGGGUUUGCUGCAAAACUAACCGCAGAAGAAGCAAAAGCUAUGGAAGAUAAGGAUGGGUUUUUGUCUGCAAAGCCCCAAAAGAUAUUAUCUCUACAUACAACUCACAGUCCAAACUUCUUGGGGUUGCAAAAAAAUUUAGGAUUUUGGAGAAACUCAACUUACGGAAAGGGAGUGAUUAUUGGGGUUUUGGACACUGGAAUAUCUCCGGAUCACCCUUCAUUCAGUGAUGAAGGAGUGCCUCCUCCACCAACCAAAUGGAAAGGGAAAUGUAACUUCAACGGAACUGUGUGUAACAACAAACUUAUUGGUGCAAGAGAUUUUACUUCAUCGAAAGCUGCACCACCAUUCGAUGAAGAAGGCCAUGGGACUCACACGGCCAGCACAGCAGCUGGAAAUUUUGUAAAUGAUGCCAGUGUGUUUGGCAAUGCUAAUGGCACAGCAGUUGGUAUGGCGCCUCUGGCUCACCUGGCCAUUUACAAAGUCUGCUCUGAUUUUGGUUGUGCAGACAGUGAUAUAUUGGCUGCAAUGGAUGCUGCUGUUGAGGAUGGUGUGGAUGUGCUUUCGCUUUCCCUUGGUGGUGGCUCAGCGCCUUUUUUUGAAGAUUCAAUUGCAGUGGGAGCUUUUGGAGCAACUCAGAAGGGAAUUUUCGUUAGUUGUUCAGCAGGGAAUGAAGGUCCAUAUAAUGGUUCUUUAUCAAAUGAGGCCCCGUGGAUUCUCACUGUUGGAGCAAGCACCAUUGAUAGAAGCAUAAGAGCAGAUGUGUUGCUUGGGAAUUCCAAUCAUUUUUUUGGCGAAUCCCUCUUCCAGUCAAAUUCACCUCCAUAUAUGAGUCUUGUUUAUGCAGGUGCUCAUGGUUCUCAAUCAGCAGCAUUUUGUGCACCAGAAUCAUUGACAGAUAUAGAUGUCAAAGGCAAGAUAGUUCUUUGUGAGAGAGGUGGUGGGAUAGCAAGAAUUGACAAGGGACAAGCUGUGAAGGAUGCCGGUGGUGCUGCUAUGAUUCUUAUGAAUGACAAGGAUAGUGGCUAUAGCACCUUAGCAGAUGCUCAUGUACUUCCUGCAUCACAUGUGAGUUACUCAGCUGGGUUGAGCAUCAAAGCCUACAUAAACUCAACACAAGUUCCAACAGCUACAAUCAUGUUUCUUGGAACUAAAAUUGGUGAUAAAACUGCUCCGACGGUUGCUUCAUUUUCCUCUAGAGGCCCAAGCUUGGCAAGCCCAGGCAUAUUGAAACCCGAUAUUAUUGGCCCUGGCGUGAGCAUUCUAGCAGCAUGGCCAGUUUCUGUGGAGAACAAGACAGAUACGAAGUCCACAUUUAACAUUAUCUCAGGCACCUCAAUGUCUUGCCCACAUCUGAGUGGCAUUGCUGCUCUGCUGAAAAGUGCCCACCCUGACUGGUCUCCUGCUGCCAUCAAAUCUGCUAUCAUGACUACUGCUGAUUUAGUAAACCUUGGCAACCAGCCAAUUCUGGACGAGAGGCUUUUACCUGCUGAUAUAUUGGCCACUGGAGCAGGCCAAGUUAACCCAUCAAAAGCAAGUGAUCCUGGUCUUGUUUAUGAUAUCCAGCCUGAUGAUUACAUCCCUUACCUAUGUGGCUUGGGUUACCCAGACAAAGACAUAAGCUACAUUGUGCAGCGCCAAGUCAACUGCUCAGAAGAGUCAAGCAUACUAGAAGCACAACUGAAUUAUCCUUCCUUUUCAAUCGUGUAUGGGCCUAAUCCCGCAACUCAGACCUAUACCAGAACGGUAACAAAUGUUGGCCCUCCCAACUCAUCUUACACUGCCUUCGUCGAUCCACCACCAGGGGUAAAUGUUACCGUGACACCUAAAAACAUUAUAUUCACUAACACAGAACAGACUGCAACAUACUCUGUGACUUUUACUGCAACAUCUGAGUCAAACAAUGAUCCAAUAGGUCAAGGAUAUAUCAGGUGGGUUUCAGAUAAGCAUUCAAUUAGAAGCCAAAUAUUGGUUUCUUUCUCCAAUGAAGAUUAGGUGCCGGACAAAAUGGCAGAGACAAAUCUCUGAUCAGCCAUGAAAACUCCUAUUAGGUCUGAUGAGUGAGUUAGUAUUCUAUUUCUAGCUGAAAUCGACAAGCUUGUUUGAGACUGUUUAGGUUCCGUCAAAUAAACAAGAAGAUUACAAAUCUUCUGGAACAGUGGUGUCGACUCAAUGAGAAUAAUGAUCUGUUCUUUUGCAUUUUCAUCUCCUGAGUUCGGAUUCGAUUUUUCUAAUGAUUGUUUGCAAGCGUUUAACCUUUUGAAAGAAAAAUUCA
Populus trichocarpa (black cottonwood) is the source of this 2895-nucleotide messenger RNA. RefSeq names its product subtilisin-like protease. Gene Ontology annotation, molecular function: serine-type endopeptidase activity. Gene Ontology annotation, biological process: proteolysis. The transcript has a single exon. The record is from RefSeq and is a predicted model, not a curated record. Bases 336 to 2615 code for a protein of 759 amino acids. NCBI's taxonomy places the organism in Eukaryota, Viridiplantae, Streptophyta, Magnoliopsida, Malpighiales, Salicaceae.